AUUUGAAUUUCUUUCAAAGUAAACUCAUUCUCCAUGGUCACAGCCAGAAAGCAUCUUGCUUCACAGCUGAAGCAAUCGUUUCUCCAUCUGAAGGUAUUCUCUUCAAAGUGAGGCUGUUUGCUCCCAUCAUUUGUACAGGCCUUGCUGAAACUUUGGUUUUGAUUGUACUGAAGAAAAACCAAAAGCGUUUUCAAGGAACAUUGUUCUUUCAAGGAUUGUAAGCAUUCAGAUUUCAUUCAGAGGCAGCAGUAUUUUUCCAUCAAGUCCCCAGCAGGUGCUCCACUCGGAAAAAAAGGAAACUAUUCCAAGUAACAGAUCAAUUUUUCUGGGAAAUCAAAUCUGAGUAAUAUCUUCGCCUUAGCACUAAGAUAGGAAGAAAUGCGGACAGAUAGAGCUCAUGAAUUGAUUAAGAUUCUGGGACAUGGUGGCAAUGCACCUGAAAAUAUCACUGAAAACUCCACAAACAACACAGACUGCAUCCAAGUUGUGGUCCCAGAAGAAGUGUUCUUUGCCAUUUCCAUCAUUGGAGUCUUGGAGAAUCUUCUGGUCCUCCUGGCUGUGAUCAAGAACAGAAACCUCCAUUCCCCCAUGUAUUUUUUCAUCUGUAGCUUAGCAGUUUCAGACAUGUUGGGAAGCCUAUAUAAAAUCCUAGAGAACAUCCUAAUCAUCUUCCGGAACAUGGGCUAUCUCAAGCCUCGUGGAGAUUUUGAAACCACAGCAGAUGAUGUUGUAGACUCCCUGUUCAUCCUUUCAUUGCUUGGGUCUAUUUUCAGCUUAUCAGUGAUUGCUGCUGACCGCUACAUUACAAUUUUCCAUGCUCUGCAGUAUCACAGCAUCAUGACAAUGAGACGUGCUAUAAGUAUCUUAGCAGUAAUCUGGGCAUUUUGUACCGGAAGUGGUAUUACCAUGGUCAUCUUCUCCUAUGAUGUGCCUACUGUCAUCUCCUUCACUUCACUGUUCCCUUUGAUGCUCAUUUUUAUCCUGUGUCUCUAUGUGCAUAUGUUCCUACUGGCUCAUUCCCAUGCCAAGAAGAUCACCUCUUUACCCUCAAAUAGAGUGCACCCAAGAGUCAACAUGAAAGGAGCCAUCACACUCACCAUCCUACUUGGCAUCUUCCUUUGCUGCUGGGCCCCCUUUGUCCUCCAUAUCCUUCUGGUGACAUUCUGCCCAAAUAAUCCUUACUGUGCCUGCUACUUGUCCAUCUUCCAGGUGAAUGGAAUGUUAAUUAUGUGUAAUGCCGUUAUAGACCCAAUGAUCUAUGCAUUUCGGAGCCCAGAACUGCGGAGUACUUUCAGAAAGAUGUUCUGCUGUUCUGGAAACAAAUGUAAUUAUUAAUCUUUGAUUCAUAAGGGGCACUUAGCUGAUAUUCACUACUAAGUAGCUAGGUAAUGAUUUUUAAAAGAGUCAUAUGAACAACAAAAGAAAAUUCAGAAGAAAGCCUCCAUUUUGACUGACUGCUCUCUCCAUAUGACAAUUUCUCCCAUGCUCAAGAAUACUGAGGUCCCCAUCAUUCAACAACCAAGGAUUCUUAAGUUGCUUUGAGAUCUCCAAAAAGAAGGAGCAUUCACUUCCAUGUCUUCCUUGCUUACUAACCCUACUGGCCUUAAAAGUCCCUAAAUUGAAGUAACUCAUGUUUUGAAAAUGGAAUUUUCAAACCAGAAGAAAUCUAUUUUAGGACCUCACUAGGUCCUGUUCCACAAAAGAAUCAAGAGAAGAAAAUAAUAUUUUGUGUGGAUAAGACAUUGUUGAUCAUGAUGCUCUUUUUUUUUAAAUCAAAACAGUCAAAGAAAAGAAGAGGCAACUUGAGAAGUCUUGGCUUUUUUAUAAAGAUUUUCCCCUGUAUUCUUAGAUUUAAAGAAACUAAGACAGUGAACAAUGGUGUAAACAACAGACUUCUUAUUAGAGAAUAAAGUUGGAUACAUAAAAGAAAAAUUCUCUGUUGUUAAAAGAGAUGAAUUGUAAAAGAAGGCACAGCCAUUAGAGAAAUUAGUAGAAAAUUCUCGAUUUGGCUAAGUAAGAAGUAAAGUAAUUUAAUUAGCCAAUUUUUGAUUUUUAAUUGUUGGAGGACCAGGUAAGCCAUUUUGUCUUUGACAAAAGCACAUGGAAAAGUAAACUAAAAAGAUGGGUUAGAAAAAUGAAUUCUGAAAAAACCCAAGGGGAAGGAGUAAGGCUCCUAUAUUCAAGCCAAGCCUAAGAACACAAAUUUAGAGAAACAAACAACCCAAAGCCAAUAAUUUUAUUGGUCAUAAUAGUGCAGAAACAUUAUGGCAUCAUAAGACCAUAGAUUUAGAAAGGGAAGGGAACUUGGAGGCCACCAAUCCCAAUAGUUUCAUUUUACAGAUGAGGAAACUGAGGCCUAGUAAGGUGAAGUAUCUUCUCCAGGGUCACACAGGUGUUCUGAAGCACCUGAGAUCAUUCAAACCCAGAUCUUCCAGAAUCCAAAUCCAGUGUUUUAUGUGCUUGGUCAUGUUUUCUCCCACAUGUUAGUGUUUCUUGGAAGAAAAGGGAAAUUGCUGCCAGCGGGGUGAUCCAGAAACCAUUCAGAAAAUGGAAAGACUCAAGAUUAUUACCGUAGUUAUGGCUAAGGCUAAGGAGGUUUUUGUUUUAGUUGUUCUGGUGAAUGGAAGGGUUUUGCUGUAGACGGUUUGUCAAAAGGAGGGGAAGUAAUACAGUGGAGGAGGGUAAAGUAAAAGUCAACAAUGACAUAUUUCCAAAUGACUCAGAUUUCAAACUGGCUAUUUGAGGAGUACAGGGAGACAUAGCUGAAGAAAAGGUUUUAUGGCAUUUUUUUUUCUCUCAAAGGGCAGAAAAAAUCAAUCUAAAAAAAGAAUGGACUUAAACUAUAAUGCCUUGUUUAUUCAGCAUCAAAGGGGCAUGAAGUAUUCCACAUAAAUUAUGUUCCAUAUAACUAAAGCUUAUUCUUUUAAAUGUGAAAACUUUUUUUUAGUUAAACAUUUUUAUGUAAAUAUUCACAGCAUCACAGAAACUCGGAUACAAAAGAGACUUAAAGGAAGGGAUCAAGCAUUUAUUAAUUGCCUACUGUGUGCCAGACACUAUACUAAAUGAUUUACAAAUAUUAUCUAAUUUUAUACUUAAGAUCAAAUCCUUAGACUGCCUCUUAAAACUUCAGAGACAAUCUGAAUCAAUUCACACCGCUAAGUAGCCAUCCAACCUCCACUUGAAAAUGUCCAGGAAUGGAGAACACACCACAUCCUAAUGAUGUCCUGUUGCACUUUUGGGAUAACCCAAUCUUAGGACAUUUUUCUUUACAUGGAACCAAAACCUGCCUUUCUACAAUUGCCACUCAGAGUUGCUAGUUCUGCUUUUUGUGGCCAAGGAGAACAAAUCUAAUCCCUCUUUCUCAUGCUAACACUUCAAAUAGCUGAAGACCAUUAUCAUGCUUCCACUUCUACCAGUACAAAGUCUUCUCUUCCUUAGGCUAAAAACGUCAAGUUUUUUUUCUAAUCCUUCCUCCUAAGGCAUGAACUUAAGGCCCUUCAGCAUUUUGCUUAUCUUCCUUCAGAAGUUGUCCUGCUUGUUAAUGCUUCCUAAAAUGUGGCUCCCAAAAUUGAAAAACGACACUCCAGAUGGUAUCUGACAGCCGUAGAGCAGGAAUAUUAUUUCCCUAGUCCUGGACACUAUUCUUUUCUUAAUGUAACCCACAAUCAUAAUAGAGUCACUUCACUUCACUUGAGUCUUUCCAUUUGCUGAAUGGUUUCUGGAUAACCCCACUAGCAGCAAUUUCCCUUUUGUUCCAGGAAACACUAACAUGUGGGAAUUUCCUCAUCUGUAAAAAGGGGAUAAUAAUAGCACAUACCUCCCAGGAUUGCUGUUGGGAUCCAAUGAAAUAA
This is a messenger RNA of Phascolarctos cinereus (koala), 3851 nucleotides long. RefSeq names its product melanocortin 2 receptor (gene MC2R). Gene Ontology annotation, cellular component: membrane. NCBI's taxonomy places the organism in Eukaryota, Metazoa, Chordata, Mammalia, Diprotodontia, Phascolarctidae. Gene Ontology annotation, molecular function: corticotropin receptor activity. The record is from RefSeq and is a predicted model, not a curated record. Gene Ontology annotation, biological process: G protein-coupled receptor signaling pathway.